AUGAACUCCGAGCACUUCGAUGAUUUAGAUCGCUUGCUGUUCGGCUACACUGUCUGGGCAAACCGUCUUCUACCACGCGCUCCCUUUGUCGAAGUUGUCGACCGCCUAGAGACAGUUGGAGCGAAACGCGAAGUCCAAGCGCGUUUGAGAAACCUUCGCAAUGGAUUAUGGAACCUCAACACAACAGGUGUGACUUCUGAAUUUGUCAGUCAAGUAGACGAUGAGGACACCGAUGGACAUGAGGAUCUCCCAGAGGACUAUGAUAUUCCAUUUGAGUCACUUUAUUCAAGAAAGGCAAGUCUUAAAUGCGUGAUCGUUGUUUUGUUGCUGACUUUUACCGAAAAAACCAAAUUUUCAAUGCCUUAG
Protopolystoma xenopodis is the source of this 366-nucleotide messenger RNA. The record is from the annotation of a GenBank genome assembly. Lineage: Eukaryota; Metazoa; Platyhelminthes; Monogenea; Polystomatidea; Polystomatidae.